AUGGAUCCUCCCCCACCGUACACACCGCUUCUUGGAGACGCUGAAGCUAGCCCUGACCCACAGCAUCUACAACACCCGCCGCCACCCCCUCCCGCAUCUCUCCGCCCAAUACCCCCACAGUUGCCACCUAGGCCGCCGUCAAAUCAGUUGUCAGCAUGGGCACAGGACAGUAAGACUGGUCAUGGUCGGUCGGCGUCACAGGCAUCGCUUGUGCCAGUCAGUGAUGGAAGCGAUGGAAGCAAACGGAAGCUACUGGUGAUUUACAUCCAUGGCUUCAUGGGGAAUGAGACAAGCUUCCAGAGCUUUCCUGCGCAUUUACAUAAUCUUCUUUGUGUAACACUGGAUCCGUUGGGGUAUCUGGUGCAUACGAAAGUUUACCCAAAGUUCAAGACACGAUAUAAUAUUCUUGUUGCUACCGAAAACUUCUCUCAAUGGCUAUCGAAAUUCGAGAAUGAAAACACAGAUGUGAUUCUAUUGGGACACUCAAUGGGAGGUCUUCUUGCUGCCGAUGUUGCCUUACUUCGAGAUUACACUGGAAAGAAGCGGCAUCGAAUUCUAGGAAUCAUUGCUUUCGACACCCCGUUCCUCGGUAUGCACCCGGGUGUCAUCUCAGCUGGCCUCGGUAGCAUUUUCCGUCCUGCCCCCAGUAGUCCGGGAGAGGAUGCACAUGGGGUAUAUGCCAAUGGCGCAGAAGGCUCGAGCCAGAGUAAUAUGUCUCUUCACACCAUGAACUCUGGUGGCUCCCAGGUAGACGAGUUUUACUCCAAACCGCCAGCGAGAAAUUACACCGUUGUUGUACCAAAAAAAGAGGGAACUUGGGAUUCUACGCUUCAUUUUAUAAACAAAUACCACUCGCGCCUUACACAAGCGACAGGUCAAUAUCUCAUGUCUCAUCUUGAGUUUGGUGGGUGUCUCGCAGACAUCAUAGGACUCAAGAAUCGAUAUAGUGCCAUUCGCGCUCUCGAGGAUGGUGUUAUAUGUGUCAACGGCAAUACUGAGCGCAUGAGAUUUGUUAACUAUUAUACCUCUUCAACAGGGAGAAUCAAAGGAACCGCUGAGAGAGUAGUUUCGCCUGAUUCUGGACGAGUGAGGGCUUUUGAUGGCGAACAUGGCGUUCCGGGAGUGGAGCUGGAUCACGAUCUCAUUGGGCACGAAAGAUCAAGUCAAUACGUCGAGGUUGGUGUUGUGGAAGUGGGUGAGCCUAGUAGCAGCUCUAUGAAACAUCAAAGAAAUGCCAGUGUGAGCUCUUAUAAUACAGCAAGUUCAAUGGACGACAUGAAGCAUAUUACUGCUGACCCAAUAACGGAUGAUGAGUUUGGAGGUGAACCGGUUGCACUUCAUAUUGUGGAUGCAGAUGAGUUCUCGGUUGUAGAUGGGAGAUCACCAACUGAGCUGUCCGUCCACGAGAGUGUUCAAUAUUCAAAAGAUGACAAAGAAUGCUACAGCGGGAACGGGAAGUAUAAUGAGAAAUCCGGAUACCAUGAUAAUGGGGAGUCCUCGUCCAUGUAUCCACUCAACGAUAUAUCCCGCCAGAUCACCACAGACACCAUGGAAACACUGGAAAAUCAAUUAUCCAUAGAUCUCGCUCUCUCAGACUUUCAAUUGCCGCCUAUACCGCCACCACCAGAGGAGCCACCCUCAUUCGAUUAUUCUCAAAUACCCGAUGCAAUGGUCCGUAAAGUGGCUGAAAAAGAAGCAGCAAGGGUACGGAAAGCUUGGGAGAAGGCAGUAAAAGACUAUGAGAAAGCUAUUAACAACCGUGAAAAAGAGUUAGAAAAGCUGAAAAAGAAUAAGGGUAAAGGGGUUGAUCGUUGUACCAAAGAAGAAGAUAAAAGAAAGGAGCGUCAGCUGAAGGAUAAGGCAAAGGAGAUUGAACGUCAAGAGCGUGAGCGGAGAAGAGAACUCAAAGAAUGGGAUAAGGAGAAGGACCGAGAAGAGAAAGAAAUCCAAAAGAAGUUAAAGGAAGAGGAUAAAGAAAGAGAAGUCAAGGACAGUGAUAGAUUGAAGUUAAUGCGGGGAUGGGAGCGGGAGAAGGAAAGGGAAGAGAGAGAGAUCCAAAGGGAGUUGGAAAAGAAGGAACGUGAGAUUGUGAGGGAACUAGAAAGAAUGGAGAAAGAGGUACAAUUGGGAAGGAGGGGGAAGCAAGGUGAAAUUGAGAACGCGAGGGAGAAGCAAGAGAUCAUGGUGGAAAGCGAAAAAGAUGAAAAGGAGGAACUUAAAUUAACGUCACAAGGAAUCGAAGAAUACACACAUGAAAAGCAAGAACUUGAACGUCUUCGCAAGGAACAAGAACGUAUGGAUGCCGAGUAUCGACGUAUGAACGGCAUUCCCGAGCCUCCAGUACAGCCACUUUCGCCGAGGUCCGCGCCUCCAUCGACAGCCACAAUAUCAGCUUCUUCUUCACGUUCGAAUCUACCGAUCUCGUCCCCGGCUUUACGUCCCGAAACGCCCAAGAGUAAUUCUACAUCCCCAAAGCCUAAGGGAAAGGAUAAGAAGAAGAGGGAUCGCAGAUUCUGCUGUUUGCCUAGCGAUAAGAAUGACAAGUGUUGGGUAAAAGUAGAGAUGGUGGGUGUCGAUGAGGUGGGAGCCCAUUGCGGCUUGUUCUUUGUUGGGGAAGCUUAUGAAAGACUGGUUGGGGAUGUUGCAGCGAGGAUGGAAGAAUGGGUAGGGGAGGAGAGAACUAGGAGUAUUCUGGAGAGUCUGUAG
Messenger RNA from Morchella importuna, 2706 nucleotides. RefSeq lists its product as uncharacterized. The record is from RefSeq and is a predicted model, not a curated record. The coding region runs from base 1 to 2706 and encodes 901 amino acids. The transcript has 3 exons. NCBI's taxonomy places the organism in Eukaryota, Fungi, Ascomycota, Pezizomycetes, Pezizales, Morchellaceae.